Messenger RNA from Aspergillus saccharolyticus JOP 1030-1, 2761 nucleotides. RefSeq lists its product as uncharacterized. Gene Ontology annotation, molecular function: ATP binding; protein kinase activity; protein binding. NCBI's taxonomy places the organism in Eukaryota, Fungi, Ascomycota, Eurotiomycetes, Eurotiales, Aspergillaceae. Gene Ontology annotation, biological process: protein phosphorylation. The record is from RefSeq and is a predicted model, not a curated record. The transcript has 2 exons. Bases 253 to 2565 code for a protein of 770 amino acids.
CUUCCUUUCUCAUUCUCACUUGAUUAGUUUUUUCAUUCAUUUUCUUCAUUCUUGCCUACCCAGCUUACCUUCAUCAUCUACACAUUUCUGAAUCAUGAAUGGUACAGGUUUGCACUCUAUGACGCUUUGCUUGUCUCUUUCCAUGCCCAUGCGACAUCCGCCGUCCUCACACGCUGGAAAUACAGCCCACUAGAGGAGUCAUUCCCACUCCGCUCUGACUCACCAUUGACUGCCAACCCCCAAAUACGUGUCAUGUCAGCCGGAGGUUCUCAGUUCGCUGCUCUGUGCGACGAAUUCAGACGAGACUUCUAUCGUCGUGCCACCCAAGGGCGAGACGAGAUAGACGAAUUUAUCGCGCGGGGCACCCUGACGGAAAUUUGGCUUGAUAAAGGAGAUCGAUUCUGCAGUCUCAUCAUGCCAGACAUUGACUGGCGUACGAGCCUGCAAGAUCAUAUUCAGACCAUGUCUAUUCUCAUAGAUAUCAACUGGUCUGGCUGGUCUCGCUUUGAAGAUAUUUUCUUGCGGACUCCCAACCGAACCGACAGUGACCUCCCCGAAUACUCAAAGCAAGACUUCAUGAGCUCGGAUUUCCUAGGACCAGAUUGGGGGGGUAGCUUCGCCAAAGCGCGCUUCUUUUUCUGCCCUAUUGACAUCAAACAAGGCAAGCGCGUGAAUCGGUCGAAAGGCUGGCGCCUGCCGUACAUUUACGACAAUGAGACAGGCGCAUCGCGGCCCAAUAUCGGAGCGGGCUCGGCUGGUGAAGUGAUUCGGGUGGAAAUAGCUCCCGGUCAUUUCUGGUCUCCAUCUGGCAAUUACACAGAACUUAUGCCAAACUCGAAGAGCUUGUCAGUUGCCGUGAAGAAAUUUUCCAAGCGAGGCGCGUUCGAAAAGGAAGUCAAAAUUUUGGAAGGGUUUUCCCAGAUCCCGACGAGGCACAUUCAUGUUGUUCAAAUGCUUGCUGCAGUCGCCGUUGGCGAUGAACUUGGCGUUGUCCUUCCCUUGGCACAAGCAAACCUCGAGGACCUCCUCAUGGCUCGUCAUAAACUGGAACCAAAUUCUUUUGAUGUGCCACAUCUACUUGAACAAGUCGCAAAUCUGGCGGCUGCGCUCGACCACAUUCAUCAAGCAGACUGCUGUCACCAAGAUUUCAAGCCUGAAAAUGUUCUAGUGUACGACUCCUUGGACGGCUUUGCCCAGUCUCCGGUGGGUUUGUGGGCGAUAUCUGACUUCGGCAUGGCCAAAUUCGUGCUUGAUGGCAACACGGGACGGACAAACAGUGAAGGGAUCAAACCGAGACGACCGAGGAAUGAUCCACACAGCACCUACGAAGCGCCAAACUAUGGCACGGACCGAGAUCCAACAAUUGCAAAGAGUGACGAUGUAUGGGGUUUGGGCUGCAUCCUUGUGCGCGUCCUCGCCUUUGGGCUCGACGGUGUGACAGGUCUUCAAGAGCUCGACAGGCAGAGAGCAUAUACCGAUACUGGGGUUUCUGAAUCCCGGGAUGACUGUUUUUACCGAGGCUCGCCGCCGAGUUUGAAUCCACAUAUCAAGAAGUGGAUAGACGAGCUACCCAAUCGUUGUAGUGUGAAUAAAGCCUUUUGGAUUGGGUGUCGAGAACUGCUACUGCAGGCUUUAGCCAUGAGUGCGAGUGAUAGGCUAACUGCAAGGCAGGUCUCACAAGAAUUAAAUAGGCUGAGAUCAGAGUAUCAGCCUGUAGGCUAUAUUGGGACUCGUCACAACAGCACGGCUUCAUCGCACUCAUCUGGCGGGGUCCCUUCACCCCGAGACUACGAAGAUCUGCGAUCUUUUAUUCAGAAUCACAGAUUUGACUACUUGGAUUUGCUGCGCACGAAAUAUCCAGAUAUACUGCAGCAGUGUGAUGAUCAAAAUACCACACCACUAAAUUACGCGAUUAAAGUGGGCAAGGGAAAGAAUAUUUCCACAGUGAUGGAAUUGCUACAGCGUCUACAAUGUCCUGCUGAUGUUAAUAUUCCCUCCAAAAAUGGCAUGACGCCCCUCAUGACUGCCGCUAGUCAUGGCUACGGAAUCCUUGUGACUCGACUGCUUGAACACGGGGCCGGAUGUGGGUAUACCUGCGAGGGAAGGACUUGUCUUCAUUUUGCGACCCAGGCCAAUGACGCAGACGUGAUCCGAGAGAUAUGCAAGUCUGAGCCACAGAUUGUCAAUGUGUCUGACGCGUCGGGGACAACCCCUCUGCUUAUGUUUGUGAAGCACUCCGAUGCCGCAUACCGAGACCCAAAAAUGACUAAGGAGAUGUUCAAGGCUUUCUUUGUGGUUGAUUCUAACGCGAAAGCCUGUCUUUCCCAGCCCGACAAAGGCGGGGAAACCCCGCUUUAUGUAGCCAUCGAGAAUGGAAACGAGUUGCUCACCAAGCUGCUUCUCGACGAGGGAGCUGAAAUUGGCGAUCUGGACGUACCCACAAAGCUGGGAAAGAUGAAGGAGGAAGUGCGCAACUUAUUCUAUAAGAGCCAUGCCCGUACCAGAGAAAUUUCGGGACCGCGAUGGCUUCGAGUGUUGAACCUUCAGUGGGGAAGGAGACGCUAAUUUCCUUUGACAUGCGUUUUGUUCGAUACCCUUCUGUCUUGUUGCUCUGUUGUAUGUGAUUGUGUUACGAUAUGUUGAAUACUAACAUGCUCGUCUGUUGUUAUAUAAUGUCUGCUUACUGUCACGGUAUUUGGGCCGAAAGCGAGGAGCACUAGUUGUUCUAUGCUAUAAUACUGGAACAUCUUGAACAUAUCCU